Messenger RNA from Populus euphratica (Euphrates poplar), 763 nucleotides. RefSeq lists its product as uncharacterized. NCBI's taxonomy places the organism in Eukaryota, Viridiplantae, Streptophyta, Magnoliopsida, Malpighiales, Salicaceae. The transcript has 2 exons. The record is from RefSeq and is a predicted model, not a curated record. The coding region runs from base 88 to 504 and encodes 138 amino acids.
AUUAUAAACAUGUUUCUUCUAUAAAUUUGCUCCCUUGAAGCAAUGUUAAUCAACCAAUGAUCACACUAGAGAAGGGAUAUAUGGUUAAUGAUGAAGACGACCGUCGCAGUAUUAUUUGUGCUAGGUCUGGCAUUCUUGGAUCUUCAAGUGGAUGCUAGAAGGCUUCUUUUGAAGGAAAUCAAGGCAGAAAAAACUGAUGAUAAGCCUUUGUCUCAUGUGCAGAAGGAUGGUAAAUUAGAUGCAAUUAACAAUGCUGGAACUGAUGUUAAGCCGAAUAAUCAACCAGGAAAAGUUGGCACCUAUGGUAAUCCAGUGACAGGCUCAGUGCCAGCAUCUGAUACCAAUAAUGAUAAUGCAACUAGCAGCCCUUCUACUGGUGACAACAAGGGCAGCACUGACGACGAGGCCAACAGCAGUUAUGGGAACUAUGGCAAUCCUUCUGGAUCAUCUACUGAUACUCACCAUUCCUUUACCAAUGAUUGCCAGCCUAAGAAAGGUUGUUGAUCAAUCAUGAGUCAAAGCGAUGCAAUUGUAGCAUAUAGAGUGGUCUACACUGCUAAGUUUUUCUAUGGUAUUGAACUGCAAGGUGCUCUUGUUACUCAUGUAACGUAUAUAUAUGUCAUGGCUAUCUUGCCUCUAGGCCUGCUGCUUCUGUGCUUCAUACUAUGUUUGAAUAAAGGCCAUGACUAGUGUGCUUGUGAGUGCUAUAGUUCUAGUUUUCAAGGAUUAGUAGCUGAAAGAAUGGACAACUUGAAAAAUGAAA